AUGAUUUCAUCGACAUCAUCUCCAUUAACACCUUUAUUUCGAGAAAAUGUUAUGCAUCUAGUUUAUUUGUUCUUCGGUUUUAGUCUUCUUAUGCUUGUAUGUGGUUUUCUUGAACGUAUCUGUUGGACAACUGCUACGAAACGACAGACAUCUCGCAUGAGUGUUUUACUCUUUCAAUCACUUAUUCAACGUAACAUGACUUACUUCGAUACAAACCAAACUACUCAAUACAAUUCGAAACUUUUUACUAAUAUUGAAAAGAUCAAAAAUGGAAUAGGUUUUGAAUUCGUAAUGGUAAUUGCACUUAUUACAGGUAUGAUUUUCAGUAUAAUCAUAUGUUUUAUUCUUAAUUGGAAACUGUCUUUAAUUAUGUCUUGUAUAAUUCCAAUUGUUGUCGGUAUUUCAUUGAUGUUUGCUAAGUUCGUGGCUAAAGAAACACAAGAACAAUUAAGUACGUAUUCGAAAGCUGGACAAAUCGCUCAAGAAGUAUUUAGUUCAUUAAGAACGGUUCUUUCAUUCAAUGGAAGCAAAUUGGAACAAAAACAAUAUGACAAAGAAUUACAAAUAAAUGAAUGGUGUACUGUUCGCAAAGAUGCUGCAUAUGGUGUUUUAUUUGCUCAAGGUGCAGCAGUAUCCGUCUUUCGACUUAUUGAUGAAGUACAUGAUGAAAAUCUGAAUGAAAAAGAAAUAUUGGAAGAGAAUAUAUCUGAUGAAAACUCGAUUUCUGAUAUCAAUGGUGAUAUUGAAUUUGACAAUGUUAGUUUUUCUUAUCCAUCAAGAGAAAAUGCAACAGCUUUGAAUAAUCUUAAGUUAACUGCUCGUGCUAAUCAAACAACUGCUCUUGUAGGUUCAAGUGGCUGUGGAAAAAGUACAUGUGUAUCACUUCUUCUUCGUUACUACGAACCUUCUUCAGGCAGAAUUAUGAUUGGUGGUCAAUCACUUACAGAUUAUAAAAUCAAACCAUUUCGACAACAUAUUGGAGUUGUUAGUCAAGAACCUAUUUUGUUUGGAAUAAGUAUUUAUGAGAAUAUUCGUUUUGGUAAAUUAAAUGCAACACGUGAAGAGAUUGAAAAUGCAGCAGAACAAGCUAAUGCACAUAAAUUCAUUAUGAAAUUACCAAAUAAAUAUGAGACACUUGUUGGUGAACGUGGUAUACAAUUGAGCGGUGGUGAAAAACAACGGAUUGCAUUGGCUCGUGCACUUGUCAAACAACCCAGCAUUCUUUUGUUAGAUGAAGCAACUAGUGCACUUGAUAAUGUUAGUGAAAGAGUUGUUCAAGAAGCACUUGAUCGAGCAUGCAAAAAUCGUACAACAAUAGUUAUUGCUCAUCGUUUAACUACGAUUAAAAAUGCUGAUUAUAUCUAUGUAUUAGAUGAAGGAAGUGUAAUUGAAGAAGGUACACAUGAAACAUUAUUGGCAAAAGAUGGAGGGAGAUAUCAAACAAUGGUUAAAAUGCAACAAUCUGAAAAUACGUUUCAUAGACAAGAGAGUCUGAUGCAAAUGGAAAAAGCAGCAGCUGAAGAUGAAGAACAAUUAUUGGCACGUGUUCGUCUAUUGAGUGAGAGCGAAGCAAUUGAUAUAAAUCGGUAUGUCGCUUUUGGAAUUGCAGGAGCGAAAUUGGUUAGUCGCCUUCGUUCAAAAGCUUUUGCAUGUUUACUUCGUCAAGAAGUAGCUUAUUUUGAUCGACCUGAAAAUAGUUCCGGAGCUAUAUGUACUCAACUCUCUUCUAAUGCAGCUGCUAUUCAAGACAUGGCUGGUGCAAGAUUAGGUUUUAUUUGCGAAACUUUAUCCUUAUGUUUUUUUGGCUUCGUACUUGGCAUUUUUUACAGCUUAGAGUUGACAAUAAUCAUAGCUAUUCCUUUCUUUAUCAUACUGAUCGCUGCUAUUAUGCAGAUACGUUUGAGUUCAUGGUUAAAAACACAAUCUGAUCUCAUUUACUCUGAAGCUAGCACGCUUGCUGUUGAAGUUAUUACCAAUAUGCGCACAGUAAAACAGUUAUCAAUGGAAAAUGAGGUUUUACGACAAUAUUCGGAUAUGAUUGAUCAAGUAUUAGGAAUGUCUUGGAAACCUGACGCAGUUUUUGCAACAGUAUCUGCAUUAUACUGGGCGAUGGAUUCAUUCGCUUUGGGACUUUUGUAUUGGCGUGCUUUGGUUCUUGUUGAAAACAAUGAACUAGACAUGAACGAUGUUGUUAUGAUUUCUGCUUUUGGAAUGUUCGCAAUAGAAGCACUAAAAGUUGUUGGGAUGUUAGGAGAACGUAUUGGUUCAUCAUUUGCUGCUGCUCACGCUUUUUUUGAUCUAUUUGAUCGAAUACCAACUAUUGAUAAUGGAUCUACUAAAGGCCAAGAAUUAACUGAUUUUCGGGGAGAAACAGAAUUUAAUCAAGUUAAAUUUAUUUAUCCAAGUCGUCCAACAGUUCUUGUUCUUAAUAAACUGCAAUUGUCUAUUAAAUCAGGUCAACGUAUAGCUCUUGUUGGUGCAUCUGGAUGUGGAAAAUCAACAAUUGUUCAAUUAUUAGAACGAUUUUAUGAUGUUACAAAUGGACAAUUAGCUGUUGAUGGUGUUGAUAUUCGAAAAUUAAAUAUUCAAUGGCUUCGUUCUUGUUUGGGCGUUGUUAGUCAAGAACCUGUUUUAUUUGAUUUAACAAUUGCUGAAAAUAUCUCAUAUGGAUUAGAAAAUAUACCAAUGGAUGAGAUUGUUCUUGCUGCAACUAAAGCUAAUAUUCAUGAAUUUAUUCAACAAUUACCUCAAGGUUAUGACACAAAAGUUGGAGUAAAAGGUAGUUUUUUAUCAGGUGGUGAAAAACAACGUAUUGCUAUUGCUCGAGUUCUUAUUCGUCGACCUAAAAUAUUAUUAUUAGAUGAAGCUACAAGUGCUAUGGAUCCAUACAAUGAACGAAUAGUACAAGAAACUCUUGAUCAAGCUCAAACAGACGAUUCUAGUCGAACAUCAAUUAUUAUUGCACAUCGUCUUUCAACAAUACGUUCAUGUGAUUUAAUAUAUGUACUUGAAAUGGGUCGUAUAGUCGAAAGUGGUACUCAUAUAGAACUAAUACAAAAAGGUGGAAUUUAUUAUAAAAUGUUAAAUGCACAAAACAACGUACAAUAA
This is a messenger RNA of Adineta steineri, 3108 nucleotides long. The record is from the annotation of a GenBank genome assembly. Lineage: Eukaryota; Metazoa; Rotifera; Eurotatoria; Adinetida; Adinetidae.